GCGGCUUCCACGGAGAACUGGGUUCCGCGCCAGCCCCGGCUCGAGGAGCGCCCGGACCACUGCCCCGCGGAGAGCGGCUGAAGUCAGGGUUACAACUCACCUUGGAACUGGGGCGCCAGACCUCCUGUAGGCAGGGCGUUCUCCCCACCGCUCCCCCCCCACCCCAUCCCCGGUGACAUCAUCUGUUUGGGGCUGAGUCGCUCCAUAAAAGCAGCCCGCGGGAGGCCAGGAGCCCAAAGAACAGAGGUGCUGGCCGCGACGCCCUGGCUGUGCUCACAAGAUCCCGGUGAGAGCCGCGCCGGCCCCAGCGCCAGAGCCAGAGGGCGAGAAAGAGCUCAGCCGCCCGCAACCCGCGCUCUCCGCCCGCGCCGGGAGCCGCCCGAAGAUGCCUCUCCGCAGCCUACACGCGGCGGCCGUGCUCCUGCUCGUGGUCUUAAAGGAACAGCCUUCCAGCCCAGCCCCGCUCAACGGAUCCAAGUGGACCUAUAUAGGUCCCGACGGGGAGAAGAGCUGGUCCAAGACCUACCCUUCCUGUGGCGGCCUGCUUCAGUCCCCGAUAGACCUGCACGAUGACAUCCUGCGGUACAACGCCAGCCUCGGGCCCCUGGCCUUCCAAGGCUACAAUCAGUCUGCCAGUCCGCAAUUUGUCCUCACCAACAACGGCCACUCAGUGAAGGUGAAACUGCCCAAGGACAUGCAGGUCCGGGGCCUGGGGGCCCGCUACAAUGCCUCGCAGCUGCACCUACACUGGGGGGACAAGAACGACCCUCACGGCUCGGAGCACACUGUCGGCGGGAAGCACUUUGCUGCCGAGCUGCAUAUUGUCUAUUACAACUCGGACCGGUACCCCAAUGACAGCGUCGCCAAGGACAAGCCAGAAGGCCUUGCGGUCGUAGCUGUUCUCAUAGAGGUGGGCUCCUCCAAUCCAGCAUAUGACAAGAUCUUCGAUCACCUUAAAGAUGUAAAGUACAAAGGCCAAGAAGCGUUCAUUCCGGGUUUCAGCAUAGAAGAGCUGCUGCCAGAGAGACCUGAAGAGUACUACCGCUACAGGGGAUCCCUGACUACACCUCCCUGCUACCCCACUGUGCUCUGGACGGUGUUCCGGAACCCUGUGCAAAUUUCCCAGGAGCAGCUGAUGAAGUUGGAGACAGAUCUGUACUGCACGCACAUGGAUGACCCAUCCCCCAGAGAGAUGGUCAACAACUUUCGGCGGGUCCAGAAGUUUGACGAGAGGCUGGUGUAUGUCUCCUUCCAACAAGUGCCAGACCCUCCCUGCACAGGACUGAGUCCGGGCAUCGUCCUUUCCGUGGCCCUGGCUUGUGGUCUCGGCAUCUGUGUUGUCCUGGCGGUAUCCAUUUGGCUUUUAAGGAGGAGAAAGAGUAGCAAAAAAGGCGCCAACAAAGGAGUCAUCUACAAACCAGCCAUCAAGCAGGAGACCGAGGCCCAUGCCUGAGGCCCUGGCAGGCCCAGGCACGUCCAAGGGAGGACUUGGAUUUGGACGAAAACUGCUGUGGCUC
Messenger RNA from Bubalus bubalis (water buffalo), 1517 nucleotides. It is a transcript of the gene CA12, whose product is annotated as carbonic anhydrase 12. The coding region runs from base 386 to 1453 and encodes 355 amino acids. The transcript has 11 exons. NCBI's taxonomy places the organism in Eukaryota, Metazoa, Chordata, Mammalia, Artiodactyla, Bovidae. Gene Ontology annotation, cellular component: plasma membrane. The record is from RefSeq and is a predicted model, not a curated record. Gene Ontology annotation, molecular function: zinc ion binding; carbonate dehydratase activity.